AUGCCAAAAAUACGACCCACAAACACCAAUAAGGCGCAAUGGACGUCUGAAACUUUAGAAAAAGCAAAAGAACUGGUGAACCAAAACCAGUCUAUUAGGUCUGCGGCUAAAGCCAUGGGUAUUUCUUUUUCCACCCUCCAAAAACGGCUAAAACAACAAAAUCAAUCAGAACCACGUCUCGGAAGACUUCCUGUUUUUACACAGGAUGCAGAAAAGAUCUUGGCAGACCGCAUUAAAUACUUAUCUUCAAUUUUUUAUGGAGUCACAGUUAUACAAGUAAGAAAGGCAGCAUACCGAUAUGCAGAAGAGCUUCAAAUCCAACACACAUUUGACCAGAGUGCCCAAAUGGCUGGACGUGAUUGGCUGGAAGGAUUUCUGAAAAGAAAUAAUAUAUCUAUUCGCAAACCAGAAGCCACAAUACAAGAUCCUGGUAAGAUAUUAGCUCCCAAAGGCAUGAAAAGUUGGGAAAGAGGUAAAAAUAUUACACUAUUAUGUGCCAUGAAUGCUGCUGGUGGUUUUGUUCCUCCUAUGUUCAUCUUCCCUCGGAAGAGGGUGACUCCGCAGCUCGAAAAAGAUGGUCCAGCAGGAGCUAUAUACAAGUGCUCAGAUAAUGGAUCGAAACAAGGUACCUCCAGACGCAAAUAA
Molecule: messenger RNA, 645 nt
Organism: Danaus chrysippus (African queen)
Lineage: Eukaryota; Metazoa; Arthropoda; Insecta; Lepidoptera; Nymphalidae
Source: the annotation of a GenBank genome assembly